AUGGCAAAGACAAAAGUUUCGAUAGGAGUAAGAUUCAUCAUCUUUGCUACAACGUUAGCAGCUGCACUUACCAUGUUGAAUAGCAGACAAACGGUUCACAUAAAAGAUGGAUACACUUUUUUAGCAUCUUACGAGGAUUCUUACAAUGGAUACACUUUUAAACCAACAUACAAGGAUUGGAGCAGCUUCCAGUUCUUUAUAGUAGUGAACUUUCUUGGAGCUGCUUACAACCUUCUUGUUAUAAUUCUUCCUAAUGGGAGUCUUCUAUGGAAGUUGGUCGUUGUUCUUGAUAUGGUUAUUGCAAUGAUACUUGUUGCAAGUUGUGCUGCAGCAUUAGAGACUUACUCUCUUCUCAAGAAUGGAAAUAUUCAAUCAAGCUGGCAACCCAUUUGCCGUUUUGUUCCAAUUUUCUGCUCAAAAGUUAUCUAG
Messenger RNA from Lycium barbarum (goji berry), 429 nucleotides. RefSeq names its product CASP-like protein 1C1. NCBI's taxonomy places the organism in Eukaryota, Viridiplantae, Streptophyta, Magnoliopsida, Solanales, Solanaceae. The record is from RefSeq and is a predicted model, not a curated record. The transcript is spliced from 4 exons. Bases 1 to 429 code for a protein of 142 amino acids.